Messenger RNA from Alternaria burnsii, 717 nucleotides. RefSeq lists its product as uncharacterized. The transcript is spliced from 3 exons. Bases 1 to 717 code for a protein of 238 amino acids. The record is from RefSeq and is a predicted model, not a curated record. Lineage: Eukaryota; Fungi; Ascomycota; Dothideomycetes; Pleosporales; Pleosporaceae.
AUGGUCGUCAUCGCAAUUGCUGGUGGUGCAAAUGGCCUGGGUCGCACUAUUGCGGAGACGGUUCUUCGCCAGGGCAAACAUCUGGUGAAGAUCUUGAGCAGAUCAGCGGAUGCUAAGCUUGCAGCCGAGAUUGGCAGUGAAAUUAUCGCUGUCGAUUAUGACAACAUUGACAGUAUGAAAAAGAUCUUGGAAGAGAAUGAUGUUCAUACAGUGAUCUCUAUGAUGUUUUUGACCACUUCAGCAAAGCCGCAGAAUAACCUGGUGAUGGCUGCAGAUGCGUCGAAGGUAACGAAGCGUUUUGCUCCAAGUAUUUGGGGCGUCCCCAUGGCUCGAGAACAAGCCGACGCCGCUAAUUUCAUCAUUAGCCGUGUCAAGUUCGAAAGUGUGGAAGUUCUAAAGAAGACAUCCCUCGAGCACACACGGUUCUAUGUGGGUUUCUUUCUUGAUUACUGGGAUUACCCCCACGUACCUACACAUGUAGCACCUCUGACUAUGGCCGUCGACAUGCAAAACGAGUUCGCCGCUCUCCCCGGUACCGGAACGACUCCAAUCUCAUUUAUCCACACUGUGGAUAUUGCGAAGUUUGUAGCUGCGAGCUUGGAUCUCCCAAAGUGGGACGAGGAGAGCUACAUUCUUGGGAACAGGCUUACCUGGAAUGAUUUCGUCAAGACUGCAGAAGAAGUUAAAGGCAAUAUAUCCCGCCAGGAAGUACCAUAG